AUGGCGACUCCGCUGGUCGGCACGGCCAUCAUCACAGGAGGAAAUGGGUCGCUUGGCUCAGAAAUAGCUGUUGCCAUCGCAAAGACACAGCCCUAUGUCCAUCUCUUGCUUCUGGCCCGCGACAUCAGAUCAGAGAGCGUCAAGCAGGUCAGAGAGCGCGUCCGGUUGAUCGGGCCACGGUCCUUUGAAGUCCUCAAAGUAGACCUGGCCAACUUCAAUUCUGUCGUCAGUUUCGCAGAACUUACCGUCGAGCGAGUCCAUAACAAAGAAAUACCUCCCGUGACUUUAUUGAUCAACUCCGCCGCCAUGUCGUCAUACGUCUCAGAUCAUGUCACACGAGAUGGCCACGACCCGGUCUACCAAACAAACUGUAUUGCGCCGUUCUUACUGACCGUUAGCUUGCUCGAGGCGUUCCGAGCCGGCGACGGUACGCCGAAUGGUGGUGCAAGGGUUAUCAAUAUCGGGUGUUCCGCAAUGUCGAAAGGGACACUUGGAUACUUUGAAGACCCAGACUCUGUAAACUUGCAGAAUGGGGCGGCACUCAGUGCAAAGGAAGGAAACAAGCGUUUCGGAAGCAGCAAGUUGAUAAUGAGCGCGGCAAUGUAUGCGCUCCGGCGGAGCCUGGUCUUGACCGGAAACUUUUCCCUCAACAUAUACACACUCGACCCUGGCGGCAUGACGGGCGAGAGCCACUUGACGACUGCAACCCCGUUAUCAGUUCGAAUGGCACACUCAACACGAACGGGGCUUCGGCCGGUCCUUCGAGUAUUUUCCAAGAGCGCAAUGAACAGAGCCAGUGUCCCCGCCAAAGUGAUAGCGAGAGUCGCAUUCCAGCGCGACACGGUGGAGAACUGGGGUAGAGAGCGAUAUUAUAUCUUGGACAGCGAGUAUGAGGCCGGAUCUGUCAUUCCCGCCCUGCGAGACCACCAGCAGAUGGAUGCAUUGCUCGGGAAGCUGAUGCGACAGAUUGAGAUCGGUGUCAAGGGGAUGGGGUCACCGUCGUCGAGAAUAUCACGGUUGAGCUCCUAA
Messenger RNA from Aspergillus calidoustus, 1029 nucleotides. The record is from the annotation of a GenBank genome assembly. Lineage: Eukaryota; Fungi; Ascomycota; Eurotiomycetes; Eurotiales; Aspergillaceae.